Molecule: messenger RNA, 8761 nt
Organism: Bemisia tabaci
Lineage: Eukaryota; Metazoa; Arthropoda; Insecta; Hemiptera; Aleyrodidae
Source: RefSeq, a predicted model, not a curated record
CCGCGCCCGCGAGUAGCUCCGCAGCGCAGUCGGGAGUCGGGAUUCGCAUCUCAUCUCAUCGUAUUCGCAUCGCAUUCGGGCAGCGAGGAAACGUGUUGGUUCCUUCGAAUGGUGGUGCUGGUGGUGUAACGGUGCCUCUAGUGCGGUGCGGUGUCCGUGUGUGUUGGUGCUGAGUCGGGUUGGUCAGCUGGUCGGCUGCAUGAUUCUCGCGUGGCGGGGGUGUGUGACUCUGGAGUCUGAUCGGGUGUCGCCGGCCCAACUCGAGGAACUGCUGCCUCUCCAUCUCCAGUCUGAGUCUGAGCCCGAGUCGCGGUACUUGUCGCCGUCGCCGGACCUCAUCUCCGUCGGAACCGAUUUCGAGCCGGAGCCGGAGCCGGAGCUUCGGGUGUGCGUCUCCGUGUCGCCCCGCUCCCAGUCGCUCGACUCCCUCGACUCCCAGUUGCUUCGCUUCGACCUCUUGCCCAGCUGUGUCCCGUGUCCCUCCGACGAGGAGCCCCCCUUCGAGUCCGAGUCCCGCCAGGAGUUGUGCGAGCGCGUCCUCAGGGGCUCCGACCCCUCCUUGCAUGAGUCCUGCUCGGACCUAACCGUCUCGCAGUUGUCGCCGCAACCGAUCCUCCCAGAUCGGGACGACUCUGAAGCGGGGCAUCCGGCGGGCACUGGCCUCCCUCAAGCCUCGUCCAGCAUGCUACUUCUGCAGACACAGACAUCGUUUGGAUCAAGCAGUUUCGCUGAGCUGCUCUCAGCCCCAUACACGUGCGACGACUCCUCGGUGCCUCUCCCGGAGGACCUAGACCCCUUCUCGGAGUCCGUCUUCACCCAGAACCUCGCGGCGGAGCCGAGCCCGAGCGACACCGGCGACCCGACAGACGGCAGCGACCCCUCGGACCCGACCCCGCUGCCCAGCUUCCAGGAGACCUACGCCGCCCUCGGCUUCAAGAUGGAGGAGGACUGCUACAACGUGGCCGCCCCCGCAGCCCCCGGCGCCCUACCACCAGUCGCCGCCACCCCCCUCCUGCCCAUCGUACCACCCCCUCCCCCACCCGCACCCACACUCUCAUCCACAUUCUCAUCCGCACCCUCACCCGCACUCGCACAGCCACGGCCACGGCCACGAGUACCGGCCCGAGCCCCUCCACUACACCCUCAUCCCCCGCAGUACUACUCGCCCCACACGCAUCCCCCCACGGCGGCGCCGUCCCCCCAGGAGUCCUACUCCUUGCCCCACUUCCCCAGCUCCUCGGCCGAGCUCCACGCCACGACGGCCCUCGGACCCAGGCAUCGCAGGGCCUCUCUCCCUCUCCAGAGAUCUGAAUCAACCAGCAGUAGUGAAUCGCCAAAAUUACGAUUAAGUCGAACCCCGUGUCCUCCUCACUCAGCAUGUUCCUCGCCGGGGAGCGAGCCCUCCGCCCCGGCCCAAAGACCUACCCCACCCUCCCCCUCGCAACUCUGCGCCGUGUGCGGCGACUCCGCCGCCUGCCAGCACUACGGAGUCCGCACCUGUGAAGGAUGUAAAGGUUUCUUCAAGCGAACUGUACAGAAGGGCUCGAAGUACGUGUGUCUGGCGGAGAAGUGCUGUCCGGUGGAUAAACGGCGGCGGAACCGGUGUCAGUUCUGCCGCUUCCAGAAGUGUCUCCAAGUGGGCAUGGUCAAAGAAGUCGUGCGCACGGACUCGCUCAAGGGCCGCCGAGGGAGGCUCCCCUCCAAGCCCAAGUCCCCCCAGGAAUCGCCCCCCAGUCCCCCCGUCUCCCUCAUCACCGCCCUCGUCCGGGGGCACCUCGACACCUCCCCCGAUCUGUCCUCUCUUGAUUAUUCCCAGUAUAGAGAACCAAGUCCGCUGGAGCCGGUGAUAACGGAGGCGGAGAAGAUAAUGCAGUUCUACACGCUUUUAACUACUUCCAUAGACGUAAUCAAGCUGUUCGUUGAGAAAAUCCCCGGUUUUUCCGAUCUCUGCCCCGAGGAUCAGGAGCUUCUCUUCCAGUCGGCAUGUCUUGAACUUUUUGUUCUCCGAUUAGCUUAUAGGACUCGAGCGACGGAUACGAAGCUAGUAUUCUGCAACGGCGUCGUGCUAGAGAAACAACAGUGCGUCCGGAGUUUUGGUGACUGGCUCUUCGCCAUCCUAGACUUCUGUCAAUCCAUGCACGCCAUGGAGAUAGACCUCUCCGCUUUCGCCUGCCUCUGUGCUCUCACUAUCAUCACAGAGCGUCACGGACUGAAGGAGCCGCACAAGGUAGAGCAGCUGCAGUCGCGGAUAAGCUCGGCGCUCCAGGACCACGUGAUCUACAACGCGGACGCCAACCGAAAGCCGCAGUACUUCUCCCGGCUCCUCGGGAAACUCCCCGAGCUCCGCUCCCUCAGUGUUCAAGGCCUCCAGCGGAUAUUCUACCUAAAGCUCGAGGACCUCGUCCCGGCGCCCCCUCUCAUAGAGAACAUGUUUGUUGCUAGUUUACCAUUUUGAACAUUUUCCACACUCUUUCAGUUCAUCUCCUCAUCUUCCUUGUUCACCGAGUAAGGGCUGUUCCACUCGGAUGGGUUCAAACCCCUUCCUCCCACUCGAGCAACCGCGAUCCUUAAAAGUUCCCAACACGGUUUUCCCUUCAUUUAAAUUGAUUAAAAAGAUGAAUUCUAAAAUCCAUUAUUUAACAUGCAUUUAAGGCGAAUCUGUGGCGAAACUAUAGGCAAACAUUGAAGGGCUGAAAAUAUUUUGCUAAAAUACUGGUAUUACUUGAAAUUCUCAGCCAAAAAUGGACCUAGAGGCAUAUUUUUUACACUGAUUCCUUUCCAAAAAAAAGGUUUUCCGUAUAAACUUAAAAUUGAAACUGAAAGAAUUCAAGUGCAAAAAUCACCUGUUCGAUUUGACCAAACAAAGAUAGCAUUUCACCUUAAGCUUUAUUUUAGGAUAUUACACGUGAGAUUUUUUGGGAAAAACGGGUAGAAAAUGUGCUUGUAGAUGUAACGGAUGUACGUUUGCUAAAAUUUUAAAGUGAUUUCAGUAUUGUAGCAGAAUUUGUCCGAAAUCUCGAUGUUUAUUUAGUUGAGGUAUAGAUUCAUCGUGAAUGAAGGGAAAACUGUGAUGCCAACUUAUUGCACGGAUCGUCACUGCAUUCAAGCCAGCUAGAUGGUGCUUGCAUCCAAAACAAGUCCAAUCUGGUGGCUGCGUCAUUCAUUCCAUGCGAUGAUUUUAGAUCAGAAUCAAAUGGUUUUUUCGUUCGAUUUUUUCCGCCUCUUUUAUAGAGCGUGGUAAAAUUCAAUCGGGCCAAUAGCGCACAAGAAUCAAAAUCAUCAGAGCUCAAUCCUUAACUAACGGGGUCCAGCGGUCUUCAUGACUUUCUGAUCGAUUUCUUUCAUGAAUGUUUGUGCACGCCUUUGAAGUCAGUGGGUCAAAAUCUCACAUUAGCCAUCAACCUCUCCUGUUCCUCCAUGAGUCAAUGCUUGAGCAUCUUUUUGGUCGCUCUUUAAUUUGCUUCUUAACGAUGGAAGAGUUAGAGAUUUGGCUAUGGAAUGCAGAAGGCUUUCAAUGGAUGCUUCGAGAGCUGGCUUCAUGGGUGGCUAAAAAAGAGUGAUAUAUAUUUGUUGAGAGCUCAGUUGAUUUUGCAACUUAACUCACUAAGAUCAGUAUGAAAGAAUGCUCAAAAUUAAGCUCUUUUUAGUACUGGGAAAAAUUGACUCUAUCGCCUUCAGUUCUUUCCUGAAAAGAUAGAAUCAAGUUUUAAGACUAAACAAAAAUCUCAGAUGCAACACUUAAUUGAGUCGUAGAUUUAAGACUCAAAUUGACAAAGACAAGGAUGUAGUUCCUAAACUUCUCUUUAAGUGGCAUUUAUAGCAAGUUAGGUAAACCCCAUCCGGGUUGCACAGCCGUUUAAUUCUUGUUUUGUAUACUUUAUAAUCCUACUUUUGAAGUAUUUUUCACUUUAAUUUAUAAUGAAUAGAUGUCUUUUAUUACUGUCCCUUUUUUAAUUUUAUAUUUUGUUUCUCUUUUUGUUUGAUCUGUUUAUUAUUUAUUUUAGUUUUACUUUGAGUUUAUUUCAUUUUUUUAAGUGUUUGAAUGUUAAGAAAGUAUUAGAAAAUCUUGUAUAAAUAUUAAAUAAUAUCGACUAGAUCAUCGAUGUGCUGAUAUUAUUUAAUUGUUUCAAAUAUAUGUUUUUAUGUUAUUUAUUUUUUUACAUUUCUCAAAUGAUAUUUUUAUCCAGAAAGUAUCUCUGUUAAAAAUAUGUUGAUUUUGUAAGGACGUACUUACACGUAAGAUUGAAGUGCCAUAGACUAAGCAAGAAAAGUGAUACCGGCUCGAUAAGUUUAGUUCAAAUUUCAAUUUAAGGACCACCCGGCCAGGAGAUUAAACAGUGACUUAUCUGAAAAUGUCUCAACUUUCUCUCUUAAAGAUGCCAUCUCACAAGUUCACAGAAUGAGGUUCGACAAAAGGGUCCCUAUCCUUAAUUUAAAACGUGCGAUCAUUGCUUUACUUACAUUUUGAGAAAAAAAUAGUGACUAGUCACCCUAGAGUUCAAGAAGUUUUCAGAAACGAAGCUGUUUUGGAUCAUUAACAAAAUGUUCAUUCAUACAUAAUAAGAAAAUCAUUUUUUCAUGUAUAAGAAGAGAUGAGAUAGUCAUACCUUAAUUGAAAAUUGUCACUUAAGAGAAGGAUAAUUAAACUAAAGUGGAUCUGCGUGGAGCCAUCUGGAAUUUUAUGGAUGUAAAGAGGGGGAAGGAGACUUUUCAGAUAGGUCACCGAUAAUCUGAAGCACUAUAUUUUUAUACACGGACUCCUAGUUCGCGGACAGGGUAUGAUUGUUUGCGAUUUUCGCUCCUUUAGGUUAGAAGGUCACUCGGUAUAUUUAAUAGAGGGCAACGAGGCUCUCAUGUUAAAGCAUAAAAACGAAGCUGUUUUGGAUCUAUGACAAAGUUUUCACUCAGAUAUAGUCAGGAUAUCAUUUCUUUAUGUAUAGGAAGAGGUGGGAUAAUCUAUUCAUUUUCUGCCGUAAAGGUAAUUUAUUUUACGUGCAACCGGCAUGUAGGGGGAAAAAGUUAGAGAUAUAUAAAUAUGCAAGUAAGCAAAUGUAGACAAGGAAUAAAGACAAGUUGAUGAAAUGUAAGGGGACACCACUGUCUCUUGUAGGAGACAGAAAAUUCUGAAUUGUGUUCUAGGAUUCUAUACUUAAUGACUUCCAUAACCAAGCUGAAUGUUAUCGCGGUAAUACGUAACCAUCAAGUCUCGUUGAGAAUAAUACUGCUUAAAAAUUGUUUUGCGAAAUUACUCCUGAGACAUUGCUUUGUUAUUGGCCAAAAAAUAUUUUCAGAGAACAUGAGAAAGUAAUUUCUUGCUACAAGUAUGGUGUUACCUAGUUCAUUAUCAGACGAUGCACAAAAAAAAUGCACUUCAAUUGUGAAAGAAAUAUCGCUGUAAGUCAGCCCCCAGUGUGAGGCAGAGGAUUCACCUGUCAUCAAGAAAAACUUUAGAAUCUCGAUUUCAAAAUUAUUGGAACUUCUGAAAGUGAAGCACCCUAAAAAGAAUCUACGAGAAUAUCUCUCCAACCAUAUCAGGGAUUCGUGGGGUUUCUGAACUGGAAGGUUCGGAAGAGACGUCCUCUAUGGAAUAAAAAAAUUACCUAUUCUAUUUUAUCGACAAAGGUAUUUCAAUAAACGAGAGAUCUAAAUUAAUUGUUACUUUGUCUUACCAGAUGGUCUUCGCUUACAGACAUUAGUAACAAGUUGACAAAGACGCCUGGCAUUGCCACAAAUAUUCGUACUUUGCGGGUGUCUAUGUUGCAUACCCUCAAAAAAUGAAGGCACUUUGAAUUUCCUUAUCGGUCCAACGAUGCGCGCAAAGAUGCGACAUAUUGUGUGGUUGCAAAUGGCUGUCACAAUUUGGCAAUGCGAGACAAUGUUGCAUGAUAAUGUUCCUAUAGUGUCUCUGGAGUAUUUUAACAAUUCAUCUAAUAGACUGCAGCGAUAUUAUUGUAUUAUCGUGGGUAAAGCACGAGAGUAUUUUUCAAAAUGACUAGAACAGUAAAUUCAAGCCGUCAAAUGAUUGAUUUACGUUGAAUAUCCUUGUAAAAAGGACCACGCGUCAAUCGGUCCUAGAUAUGCAUUUAUUCUUCCUGCGAUUUUUUACCGGAUAUAUUUCUCCUAAACGAUUACACAUUACUUUUGGACCAUUGCAUACGGUGAAAAAUAUUCAAAAUUACAACAAAAUGAUGAAUUAGAGGGGAAAAUAAUUUAAUCCCUCGACACUUGGCAUAAAUUGACUGAAUUUUAAAAAUAUAGCUCCUUUGAUUUUGCGAGGAAAUCUAUGGAUAGGUACCUACAUAUUUAAAAUUUUUGACCUGAUUAACCCCAAAAAUGUAACUUGGAUAAAAAAAUUACGCAUUUUUAUUUUUUAUAAGCUAUCUUGGUUCCUUAUUUUUACUAAGUGCAGUCUAUGAAGAUCAGGCAGAAACGUACAAUGGUUGUACAAGUAGAUUAAUGAGGACUGUAUUUAUGAAGGGUUAUCACUUUGCUGCCUCACAUAAGUCCUCAGAUUGUUUUUUUUUUUUUUUUUGUUUAUUCAUUUUUUUUCUUUUUAAUUUAUUAAAUUUUUUCAAUUAUCUUUUUCUCUAAAUAAAGAUCAAAGACUUCCCACGGAGGGAAGCACCCUCAUGCUCAACGCAUAUCCUGUGAAAAAUUGAUUUGCUAAAUUUAAGAUGACAUUAAGUUAGUAAGUUCAAUGAAUGAAUCCUCAAACAUGAAAAAACUUCAAAUGGAAGUUGGAGAAAUAUCAUCUCCCCAAGAAAAAAAGAAGGAAAACAGGAUAGAGCAAAAUUUCUACCAAGAACGAAAAUCACUUUACACACUUUUGUAGGUAAGAGAUCAUACCAAGCACCCCAACUGAUUUUUCGGACCGACCCCCUCCCGAAUCCUGUCUCCCAAGCAAACAUCAUUAUUAAUGAAGUAUCAUAAAUAAGUCAGAUAUCCUCCUAGUUAUUUUUUGUAUCAACUUUAGAAAGGAAGGGUACAUUAUGAAGAAUGCGAAGACAUCCUUUCCCACUCAUUCUAUUUCAUCAGCUCAGUCCACCUAGGUACAUGAAAAAUUAAAGCGGAUAUUGCUGAAUUAUGGUAAUGAAACCAUGGGUAGGUAGUCGUUUUCAUUUUUAUUUUAUUUCAUCGUGUAAGGAUUUGCUAAUGUUCACACUUUGCUCAAUGACCAAAGAGGUUACAAUGUUAUGUCGAAGUUGCAUGAUGUUGGUGCAGGUAUACUUGGGUGCCUAUUGUAAUGUUCCGUGGGUAAUAUUGUCUUCUUCUGAUUGACAGAGGGAGCUAAAGAAGGGGCUUAAGGAGUUAUACUGCUAAUUGCAUAGUAUACCUACCUCCUGGAGCUAAAUGUUUUCGAAUGUAAGAAGAGGGUGAUUUCAUUGAGAAUUGAUAAUUGAACUCGCUUUGGCUAACAAAUUUUUCAAAAAACCCAUUAAAAUUACAAAAUAUUUUUCUAUUAUUUCCUCACUGGCAGAAUAGAGAUUAACUAAUCUUAACACUAAGUCAGAAUAUGACCGCACAGGUACUAAAGGGGCACCUACCUCAAUUUAUUCUCGUUAUGGAAAUGUCUGCAUGAAAAAAUUCAAGCGUCAACAUAAAGUGAAAAUUGUCUGGGCAUUAAUUAUUUUAUUCUAUUGAUUAAUAGCUAAACUCCAAACCCACGUGCCUCGAUUGCAAAAGUUUCCACCUUUACCUUUUGGAGAGGGGGGGGGGGAGGGUUGGUUGGAAUUACACCUUGAAAUUUUCUCUGAUAGUUUCUCCAUGCCGGGGCAUCAUGUAAACAUCAGAAUACCUGCUGUUGUUUUCCCUCUAAAAUUUAAAAUGCACGGCAAUUUUGAGAGGCUGCAGCUAAGGAACGUAGUUUUGGAAUUUAGCCAUUGUAAUCCUUUUCUCAGAAUCAGGUUACCAUAAGUAAAGCUUGCCAAAAAAUACAUUAGCUUAAUGCUUUCAUUCUUAUCUCAUCAACUCUUUUUCUUACUUAAAAUGGUUUAUUCUUUUUCUUCUUCUUUUUCUCACAUACAUAUGGUCAGUUAACUGGUAAGAGCAAUGAGCGGUGUCUCUUUUCUCUGUAUAAAUACCCCAAAUAUACCAUGAUAUAUCUAUCCUCCAUAAUUUUGGAUCACAUCAUUUUUUUCUCUCUUCUUUUAUACAAAUAAACGAAUUUAAAGAAAAAUCUGAGCAAGCACCACUGAUUUGAAAAAUUCUUAAAAUUAUCAAGUCAUGAAAAUAAAAAUGAAACUCAUUAAAUUUCCUAUGAAGAAAGAAGAGAAAAAAGAUUCAUGCUCAAAAGUAUACUUGCUUGCCUUCUGAAAAUUGUGUGCAAGGGAGGUGCCUCAAAGCUCACCAAAAAUAACACACAACCUUUUGGGGUGAGUUUUUUUUAUUUUAUUUUUUUUUUCUUCAAAAUAUUGUUUUCUUCAUAUAAAAUUAGGAGGCAGUGAAAAAUAAUUAAAUCAUGAACCUAAAUUUGCUUCUUGUAUUUUUGAAAACUUGUGGUCUCCUAGACAGGAUAAAACAAGAGAUAUUUUUAGAUAAUUAAAUAUCUCAGUAGAUACAAAGCACCUAAUGCAUUUUAUAAGUUACUGACAGUACCUGCCUUGCGCUGUCAGCAUUGACUUCUAUUUGUUGUUUGAUUGUAAGACCUGUCUGAUAAUCGUUAUUUAGUAAAUACUCUUUCCUUGUAAAUUCUUUUUAAAUAUCGCACAAAAAUAUUUUCAUUGUAUGAGUUACGUGAAUAAAUGCAAUUUUCUUCACCACA